GUCUUGAAGCCUGACAGUUGGAAUGAGACUGUAUUUUAUCAUCAUAUCACCUCUGACAUUAAAGAAGAAAAAUACCAUUCUCUUUCUAGCUUAUCUAUACCACCUAUGAAGGAAAAGCCAUUGUUGCAGAAAAGUAGACUGGAUUUGCUUGAUUUUGAACCUCAGAAUGCUUACUCAGAAAUAAUAGAAGGUGACACUAACAGGAAAUAUUUUUCCAUGUUAGCAGCAAACAGUGAAUUUAAGUUUACAACAUCUAUGUACAUUAAGGAACAUUACUCAGGAGGCUUUACAAAAUUAACCUCUGUGGACGUGCCACAUACAAACCCAGCAACUUCUAACAACAUGAAAAAAACAUAUAUAGAAAUUAUGCCUGACAGCCAGCUGAUGAGUUCCAUGACAGGGUACAGUAGAGAACAGCUUAUGUCAGCACUUCCAGUAGGAGCAAGCUGGACUAACUCAGAAUUUAAGCAUGUUGUAGCAACAUUGCCUGCUUAUGAACAAUCACUGGUGGACAUGUCUUUGGAAAGUGACAGCAUAUUAAUGUCUAAUGCUGAUUACUGGUCUAAUUAUUUAAAACAAUCCGCAUAUAUUCAAAAGAAGCCAAGUGAGACCCUCAGAAGGAUGGUACUUGAGAACAACUUAGAUGCAUUCCAUAGUAAAAGUGAAGAGCCAGGUUUUCCUAUAUUAGAGCCUGAGAAUAUUAACGGAGCUGGCGUCUCCUGGAAGCCAGGUUACUUAGAUUUUUCAACAAAAUAUUUAGAUAUUUCCCCUUCUUUGACAUCAAGUUUCUGGACUGUUUCCUAUCAUUUGAAAGUGUUUCCUGGGGAGUCAUCAAAAAAUCAGUUAGUUUCAUUUAAUAAAUUGCUUUCUAACCCAACAGAAAUGUUGCCAUCCAUUAGCUCACCUACUAAGUCGGACAGUAUCUCUGAACAAACCUCUACAAUUAGGUUGUUAGAUCAUAGAACUGAAGAAAUGAACUUCUCUAGCCAUGCCACAGCUUCAGAAAGACAAAUUUUCAGUUUACUUAAUCCAGGCCUUUCGAGGAGAAUCUCAGAAAGCAAUGACAAGACGAUAUCACAGUUGCAGUCAACAGUGAACUUUGCAAAUUUAACUGUAUCUUCCAGCAGUGAGUUAUAUUUUGAUUUUCUUUUCCCUUCUCUUGAAGCACCUUUGCAUCACCACUCUGUACAGAUAAGUCCCUUUGACAAGGCACUUGUAAACUCUAUGGAAAAAUUAAUGUUUUAUCACAGUUUACAUAAGCAAGGUGGAGCUGAUGUAAUAAGCCACAGAACCAAUGUGACUGUCCUAAACAACACGCAGCAACUUGCUUCUGUCCUUAUAACACAUUCAGGAAUGCAGCCUUCAUGUUCAAAGGACAGCCAAACUGUUUGCUUGGUCAAUACACUUGUUAAUAGUUUGGUAAACAGUACAAGAACACGUGGAUUAUUGCAGUUUGAAAGUGUUUUGAAGAAUGAUACUAUAACUAAUACUGGUGAUAAUACAAGAAGUGAAGUUCAAAUAGAUCCAGGGUUUUUUAUAAAACGUAACAGUUCAGUGAGUUCUGACUUACUCAUAACAACAUUGUCUUUGGAAUUGAAGCAGCCUUUUCAUUCAGACUCAAAAUUUAGAGUCACUGUACAUCCCAACAGCUACUCUACACCUCCACUCCCACAGGGUCUUCAGAACCACCUUGAUACAAUUUCUCCAAGCCUGACCCCUGGGUGGGACGUAGAGGAAUUAAGGUUACCUACAACAGAAAGAGCAAGAAGUCUUCUAACAGUCUCAAAUGGAAAAAACUCCAUUGAAAAUCAAGACAACAGUAUUAGAUACUCCCCAAGGGCAGGAGAACAAGAAAUCGUUGGUGAUAAUAACGAAAAACAGAAUCCUGCUGUUCUGAUAUCAACUAACAAAUCAAGGCUUUCAGAUCAGAAUUUGGAAGGAGAGGUGUAUGGAUCCUUCAGCAAGCACAGAGAAGGAAUGUCUUCUCUGAAUAUUUUUAGCACUCCUAUCUUGGAUUUUGAAAAUACUGAUUAUAGACGCUUCUCUUCCCUUCUGGUAUCAUCAAGAACUGCAAUAAUUAAUGAUGUGAUACCUUUGCCAUCUUCAUACAGUGGAAUUACUAUUCAGCACAAAGAGGCAACACUGAACCACUCUCUAAUGACACCUGGAGCAGCAAUCCAUGACUCUCACAUGCAUUCCCGUAUGCAAAUUUCACCUGUAAUGUACCAUCAGUCAUCAGUUUUGUCACAUGUUCAUUCCUUAAGUAAUUUAUCAUCUGAGACAAGCCAAAAUACCACCCUUUACCCACCACUGAAUCAACUUACUAGAUCUCCCACAGUCAUUUUAUCUUGCACCUUCACUGAGUUGGGCUGCCUGUGCCGACCAGAGAUCAACUACAGUGGGCUAUUCUACAGGAUAUCUAUAACUGUCUUUAGUUACAACUCCAACUCAGAAUCAAAAGUACAUGAUGUGGUUGCAGAAUGGCUAAACCAUACUUUCCAGAACUGGAAUUACACUGUAUAUGUGGUCAAUAUCAGCAUCCAACCUGGUACCAUAAAAGAGGCAGUAAGAGAAAAAAGAAACAUCGAUAGUAAACGUUUUGAGGUUUUAGCCCUUCUGGUUUAUAAUGCUACCAACAACAUCAAUUUAGAAGAACAAGACAUCCGACAAAAGCUCAUAAAUAAUAAUGAGUCCAUAGCAGAGGGAUAUAGGCUUCAUACAGUGGAAGUUGAUCCAGUGGAAAAAUGUUUAGCUGAAGAAAACCCUCCAAACUAUUUUUGGCCAGAUACCAGACCGACAGUUACCAACUUUACAUUUUGCCAUGGGAGUUCAGUUCAGAUUGCAUCAAGAACCUGCUAUUUGGGUCUGCAGAAUUACACAUCAUACUGGGGCCAACCAGAUCUUAGAAAUUGCACAGAAAAUGCAGCUGAUAUUGCCAAUCAGCUUCUGAAUCUCACCGGUGAAGGUCAACAGCUUACCUCAGACAAAGUAAACGAUGUUGUCCAGAAACUCAAAAAAAUUGUGAACGAUGAAGAAAUUGAUGAAUCUCUUGGUUCUACCGUGGUGACAAUUUUUUCCAAUAUUCUAAACAGUUCAGACAGUGUAUUGGCAGCAUCAUCUUCAGAAGCUCUUAAAACUAUUGACGCCUUGGCUUUAAAGAUCCAAUUCACAGGACCAUCCAUGAGUAUUUCAACACGCAAUCUUGCACUUGGAGUAUCUUCUGUGAAUUCAACUUCAUUCAAAGGUUCUUCUUUCAGUGUCAGUCCGCAGAAUAAUGCAUCUGAUUUCCAGAUAGACUUUGACAAGGAUCAGACAAAUGCCAUUGCUUCUGUCAUUCUCCCACCAAGUUUACUGAAGAAUUUAAGUCAAGAUGACUUUGAAGUUAUAUCGAGGGCUCAAUUUACUUUCUUCAAUAAAAAUGGUCUUUUUCAGGAUGCAGAAACUCCUGGCAACUUGACCAGUUUUGUGGUGGCAUGCAGUAUUGGAAACAUAACUAUUCGAGAUCUUCAGGAAUAUGUGAAGAUUACAAUUAAACAUACCAAAAUUCAAGAAGAUCCUAAGCCUACCUGUGUCUUCUGGGAUAUGGCCAAGAAUGGUGGCAAUGGUGGCUGGAACCCUACGGGCUGCAAAGUGCAAGCAGACUCCAAUGAAAAUGAAACGGUUUGCUUGUGCAACCACCUCACACAUUUUGGGGUACUCAUGGACCUUCAGGGAACCGCUACAGAAAUAGAUGCACAGAAUACCAAAAUCCUCACAUUCAUCACUUACAUAGGCUGUGGGAUAUCGGCUAUAUUUUCAGCUGCAACUCUUCUGACAUACAUUGCAUUUGAGAAGCUAAGAAGAGAUUAUCCUUCCAAAAUCCUGAUGAAUUUGAGCACAGCUCUGCUCUUUCUGAACUUGACCUUCUUGCUUGAUGGUUGGAUUGCAUCAUUUGACAUAGAUGGCCUCUGCAUAGCCAUUGCUGCACUUUUGCACUAUUUUCUUCUGGCCACCUUUACAUGGAUGGGACUAGAAGCUGUUCAUAUGUACAUCGCUCUAGUGAAAGUGUUCAACACCUAUAUACGGAGAUACAUACUGAAGUUUUGCAUCAUUGGCUGGGGUUUGCCAGCUCUAGUGAUAGCAAUUGUUUUAGCGAGCACAAAUAAAAAUGCAAGUCGUGUUUAUGGCAAAGAAUUGUACGGCAGAGAUGCUACUGGGCAAGGAGGAGACGACUUCUGCUGGAUCAAGAAUAAAGUUGUCUUUUAUGUGACUUGUGCCGGAUACUUUGGAAUCAUGUUUCUCUUGAAUGUUGCCAUGUUUGUGGUGGUGAUGGUACAGAUCUGCGGGAGGAAUGGGAAAAGAACUAAUCGAACACUAAAGGAAGAGAUCCUGAGGAACCUCCGUAGUGUGGUCAGCCUGACCUUCCUCUUGGGCAUGACAUGGGGCUUUGCCUUUUUUGCCUGGGGUCCCUUAACUCUGCCGUUCUUAUACCUUUUUUCCAUUUUCAAUUCAUUGCAAGGUUUAUUUAUAUUUGUAUUCCACUGUGCAAUGAAAGAAAAUGUGCAGAAACAAUGGAGGAGACAUCUAUGUUGUGGCAGAUUCCGACUGGCAGACAAUUCAGAUUGGAGCAAGACAGCAACAAAUAUCAUAAAGAAGAGUUCUGAUAAUCUUGGGAAAUCCCUAUCGUCCAGUUCCAUUGGCUCCAAUUCAACAUACUUAACAUCCAAAUCCAAAUCUACAACAAAUACAUAUUGCAAACGAAGUAGCCAUACAGAGAAUAUUUUUGUUGACAAGCCACCUUCAAAAUUUGCCCAAGAGGAUGGAGAGCAGACGUCAAUCAUCCCUGUCCACCAGGUUAUUGACAAGGUCAAGGGAUACUGCAAUUCUCACUCCGACAACUUUUAUAAAAAUAUCAUCAUGUCUGACACAUUCAGUCACAGCACAAAGUUUUAACUGGACUUCUGAAUUCUUUGAACUAAAUGAAGCCAAAAAAUAUGCCUGGAAUGGAGAAUACUGGAUAUCAUACAGUGUGAUCUGCCCAUUUAUUUUUCCCAGUUUAUAAUGUUAUCUUAUAAACAGAUUCCACUUGCAGACCAAUUUCUCUACCUUUUUCCUACUGUAGGAAUGGACAAUUUUCAUCCAUGGUAUUGAGCUGUUUUACAAUGUGUGCCCGCGAACAUGGCACCAGGACAGCUAAUCAUAAUCCUGUGUAAAUAUAUAUAUAUAUAUAUAUUUUUUUUUUUUAAGACAGAAGAAGAGCCAUAAGCCUAACUCCAAAUUAUACAGUCUAAACAGAAGCAUGUCCUGUCUCCUGGAGAAAAUAGCAACUGUGUCAUGCAGUACAGUCAAGCUCUUACCUAACAGUUUACUGAUGGUCUAUUUCUUUUGAAAAACAUGAUUUUUCCCUACAGCACUUGUUAGAUUCUCCUUUUUGACUGUCUAGUGCUGCCUGUUCUUUUCUUUUCUUUUUUUUCUUUUUCUUCUUUUUUUCCUUUCUUUCUUUUUUUUUUUUUUUUUUUUUUUUUUUGUAAGUGAAUAAUACACUAAGUCCAGUGUUAAAGGGAUUUUUUAAAACAUUUUUUGACUUUUAAGCAGACCUAAUCAUGCAAAUUUUGCUUACCAAACUGUACGUUCUGUAAAUUCAGGCUAUUCUGAAAACAAAUACAUUCAAACACUCUUACUACAUAAAUCUGAUAGCUGAGGAAGACCUGCAGGCUGCUAGUAAAUCUUUUGCAAAUUUUAAACCUAUAGGUAUGUAUGGCAACAUACAUUUGCAUUGGUGCAGAACAAGGUAAAUCCACAGUUCACACAAAAUCAUGUUUCAGUGUUUAUUGAUCAGCAUGUAGGAAAAGCAGCAUCUCUCGUGGCAACUUUUAUUAUGCAAUGUCUGUACCAGCGUGUGCAGUCUUAUUUUUUGCUAAACAAAACAGAAAACGUCUAUAUAUAAAUGUACAAAUACAUAUUUAGAUUUCUCUCCACACAAACUUUUAUAAUAUGCACACCGUCAGUAUUACUGAGGAAGCAAUGUGUACUCCAGACAAUCUAAGAAAGGCGAACAGUAGUAAACUUGAAUACAAGUUUAAUACUUUGUGAUCCCACAGGUUCAUCUGUCAGUCUCUUUACUUGAGAUAUGCUGUAUGUAUAGGCAUCUCCAUCAGAUGGCGUCACAACAUUAGCAUAACCUGAGUUACAUUUACCAGUAAUAUACAAAUGACAUCAUUUUGGGCACAUGACACUACCAGUAUCAGUAUCCCUCUCCUGCCCCCCCAUUGUCUGACUGGCUUGGGGUUGUUGGAGGUACAAAGUUUAAAGAGUGUUGAGGCAAUGGGAAGGAAUUUUGGCAUUGCUGUACUGUGUACCUCAUUACACUGAUCUCUCUGUGCAGACAACAGACAAGAGCAUAAAAUGCUUACUCGUUUUAAGGUCUAUAAACCUGUGACAUGUUAGCUUGUGACCACAUCUGCCAAAAGUACAUGAAGCGUGUAUCACCCCUUGCCAGAUGCUAUAAAAGCUGUUACUGCACAUGUCACAGAAAGAAUGGGCCAGAACAUCAAAGGUGUUCUCAAUUACUGUUUUCAGAGGAGAAUGUCUCCUAACGGAAAUUUCUUUUUCUUUUUCUUUUUUUUUUAAUAAAAAGACUUCUUUGUACCAAAGUAUUUUUAGGCAAAUACCUUAUUAGCUGCAUUGGGAAGAUGACCAGAAAGUCACUCUGUGAGAUGUUCAGUUGCUAAGCAGGUGAAUACUCAAUGAUUAGGAAUGUGGAUUUGUGCCUCUCUCUGCUCUUUGCACGCAUCUUUGUGUGCAGAGAUCUUUUAAUGCUGUGACCGCACAAAUGGAGUAUUUUCCCUGGCUGCAAACACCUUGCAGGAGGAGUAUGUCCUAACUGUAUUCUGUCCAGAAACACUGCUGUUGCUACACACACCUUAACAAAACCUCAGUCUCCUAACUGCAAACACUUACAUGGUGGUAUGAAUGAAAGUCAACCUUAUACAGUUAACAUGUAAUUAUUAGUAAGGAUGAAUGCUGUCAGAUAUCUUUGAAAGAGGAAAUAAUGUAGGGAGAGGUUAUGUACAAGCAUUUACUGAAUUUAUAUAUCGUCCCACUUGCUUAACUACUGUAGAUAAUAGUGUUCACAUAGCAGCUUACUGUGAGAUUUCUACCUGAUUAAGGUGUUCAGAAGUGAAAAGAAGGAAAAUAAAACAUUCCUGAAAAAAAAAAUGAGGAAUAAUAAAACAUAAUAGAUUAGUAAAAUAUAAUAAAAAAAACAAUAUCCUGACUGAACUGUAAUCUAACUAUCAGUUUAAUGUACAGCUACAUAUAUUGUUUUCUGAAAUAAGAUUUUCUCUUUUCUUUUACUACCAUGUAGUAAUCUUAAACUAUAUUUGUCCAUUAGAUGCUCUGGAAUGCUCUCAGUUCAAUGUAAAGCUUCUAUUUUGUAGUUGACAUGCUGUAACCUCCUUUGUACAUAUUUAUUUAUUUGUGAGGUUAAAAAUGUCAAAUAUGCUCAGCUCUGCUAUGUCUGUUAUUGUUUAGCUUCUUCUUCACCAUAGAAAAAGAGGGAAAUAAUAUUAUUUUUUUCAAACACUUUUUGUGAAAAAAAAUUACUGUAGUUCUGUAUGAGGAAACAUGUCAACAUAGUUUGUAAUACUAGUCAGUGGAAUAUAGUGCAACAGUUUUGAAGAUGGACUGAAGUGGAAAGAAACAUUUUCCAGUAAACAUUCUUAAUGUUAGUGUACCAAAUAAUUAAAGUUUUUUUAGUAGUGAA
Molecule: messenger RNA, 7744 nt
Organism: Gallus gallus (chicken)
Lineage: Eukaryota; Metazoa; Chordata; Aves; Galliformes; Phasianidae
Gene: ADGRG6
Product: adhesion G protein-coupled receptor G6
Exons: 20
Coding region: 106-4932 (1608 amino acids)
Biological process (GO): cell surface receptor signaling pathway; adenylate cyclase-activating G protein-coupled receptor signaling pathway; myelination in peripheral nervous system
Cellular component (GO): membrane
Molecular function (GO): laminin binding; G protein-coupled receptor activity
Source: RefSeq, a predicted model, not a curated record